Drosophila busckii is the source of this 1956-nucleotide messenger RNA. Its product is annotated as glucose dehydrogenase [FAD, quinone]. The record is from RefSeq and is a predicted model, not a curated record. The transcript has 2 exons. The coding region runs from base 1 to 1881 and encodes 626 amino acids. Gene Ontology annotation, molecular function: oxidoreductase activity, acting on CH-OH group of donors; flavin adenine dinucleotide binding. Lineage: Eukaryota; Metazoa; Arthropoda; Insecta; Diptera; Drosophilidae.
AUGAGCUCGGCUAUUGUGGGCGCUGCGUCGGCGAUUGGAGGCGCCGUGACGGCGGCGACGAGCAACAGUUGGUUCAUACCCAUGCUGAUGGCAGCGGUGGCCUAUUUCCAAUAUGAGGAGAUUAUGGAUCCCGAAUCGAAACCAAGUGAUGUCAGCAGCGAUGAAAUUUUAGAUCAUUAUGAUUUUAUAGUCAUUGGCGCGGGAUCAGCAGGCGCCGUGGUCGCAAAUCGUCUAACCGAAGUGGAGAACUGGAAUGUACUGCUGCUGGAGGCGGGCGGGGAUGAAACCGAGCUAACGGAUGUGCCGCUCAUGGCGGGAUAUCUGCAGUUAUCCAAAAUCGACUGGCAGUACAAGACGGAACCAUCGGGCACAACUUGCUUGGCUAUGCAGGGCGGACGCUGCAACUGGCCGCGGGGCAAAGUGCUGGGCGGCAGUUCCGUGCUGAACUACAUGUUGUAUCUACGCGGCUCCAAGCACGACUAUGACAACUGGGAGGCCUUGGGUAAUCCCAGCUGGAGCUACCGCGAUGCGCUGUACUACUUCAAGAAGUCCGAAGACAAUACGAAUCCCUAUUUGGCUAGCACUCCGUACCAUGCUCAAGGCGGUUAUUUGACAGUUGGUGAGGCGCCCUAUCACACACCCUUGGCUGCGAGCUUUGUGGAAGCGGGCGUUGAAAUGGGUUACGACAAUCGUGAUUUGAAUGGCGAGAAGAUGGGCGGAUUUAUGAUAGCCCAAGGCACCACACGACGUGGCUCACGUUGCUCCACCUCGAAGGCGUUUCUAAGACCCGCACGCUUGCGCCCCAAUCUGCACAUUUCGAUGAAUUCGCAUGUGACGCGCAUUAUGAUCGAUCCGGUGAGCAAGCUGGCCUUUGGCGUGGAGUUUGUCAAGGAUCAGAAGCUUUAUCAUGUGCGCGCCACCAAGGAGGUGGUGCUCUCCGGUGGCGCCGUCAACAGUCCGCAGCUGCUGAUGCUGAGCGGCGUGGGUCCGCGCAAGGAGCUGGCCAAGCAUCGCAUACCGCUAAUCAAGGAGCUGAGCGUGGGUGAGAAUCUGCAGGAUCAUGUAGCGCUGGGUGGACUGACUUUUCUGGUGAAUCAACCCGUGUCCAUAGUGGAGAAUCGAUUCCAUACCAUGUCGACGGUGCUGCAAUAUGCAGUCUUUGGCCAAGGACCACUUACUAUACUGGGAGGUGUUGAGGGAUUGGCUUUCGUCAAUACCAAAUAUGCGAAUAGCUCGCUCGACUGGCCGGACAUUGAGUUCCACUUUGUUUCGGGCUCAACCAAUUCCGACGGUGGCGCACAGCUGCGCAAGGCUCAUGGCCUGACCGACGCCUUCUAUCGCGCCGUCUUUGAGCCCAUCAGUAAUCGCGAUGCUUGGAGCAUUAUUCCGAUGCUGCUGCGACCUCGCAGCGUGGGCAGCAUACGACUGCGCAGCAGCAAUCCCUUCGACUAUCCGUAUAUAUUUCCCAACUAUCUGACGGAUGACUUUGACAUGAAGACGCUCAUCGAGGGCGUCAAGAUUGCUGUCGCGCUCUCACGCACCAAAGCGAUGCAACGCUUUGGCUCGCGUCUCUCGCAGCUGCACUGGCCCGGCUGUGAGCAGCUGAUGCCCUUCACCGAUGCCUACUGGGAGUGCAUGAUACGUCGCUACACUUCGACCAUUUAUCAUCCCGUCGGCACCUGCAAAAUGGGUCCCUACUGGGACAAGGAUGCCGUUGUGGAUGCCAAGCUGCGUGUCUAUGGCGUACGUGGACUGCGUGUUAUCGAUGCCAGCAUUAUGCCCAAGCUGGUCUCGGGUAACACCAAUGCGCCUGUCAUUAUGAUUGCCGAAAAGGGCAGCGACAUGAUCAAAGAGUUCUGGAUCAAAAACACCAUAGUCUGAUAAUAGAAUCCACACUCUCUCUCUCUCUCACUCUGUAUAUUCCUUUCUCUAUAAGUGUGCAUGUGUAUGUGUGUG